CUUCCCGCCAAUCUUGGCGGCCUCGGUGCUGUCGCCGGGGACGACACACCGCUGCGUCGCUGACCGCAGGUCCAGGCCCUGUGAGCGCCUUCAGGAGCUGCGCCAGGGCCCGCCACUCCCGCGGCCAUCCUCGCUCGGCUCCCUUCCCACAAUGCAACACCCCCGCGGCCUGGCCGGACACCGGCGUGCCCCAAAAUGCGCCUCCCGGUGAGGGAACAGCCCCCCUUUCUUCCGCCUGCUCCCCCCUAGUCGCACCACUUCCAUCCCCAAGGCUCCAGCCGCCGCAGCAGCCGGGUUCUGGGCUCGCUGCCGGACCCCAGAAGGGCGUGGGGCAGGUGUCCAGGCUCCGCGCAGCCUCCGCUCCCGCCGCCACAGUCCGUGUGCCGAGCACACGCACACCCCGCAACCCCUCCCUCACCCCUUCCCCGAUGUUCAGUCUCCGCCAGCCGCGGUUGCUGCAUCCUCCGCUUGCGGCGAGAGGGAGGCAGCAGGUGCGGCCGCCAGCAGAAACCGUGUGACGGCGCUGCUCCGUGACACGCAGCUCUGGCUGAAGAGCGGACGCGCGGUGGAGGAGGUGACUGCGCUCGGGACGUGGAGGCAUGGCUUGACUUUUCCCGUUAAACUAUCACGAGCCAUGGAUGCGCACGGGCGACGCGCCCCCCCAGUAGGAGAAAGACCAGGAUUCGAGAGCCUCAACGCUCUAGCGUGUCGCAAUAUUUAUUGAGUGCCUACUGUGUACCAGCUCUGUAUCUAUGUGCAUACAAAAACCCUGGAAGGUCAUACUCCAGUAUAUAUACAUAGUGAUCGUCUCUGCUUGCUGAGAUAACAGGGGUGUCGAGCUUAUAUUUUUGCUGCUAUCCACUUCUAAAUACACGCAGAACAGGAGAAUUUAGAAGAAUUUUUUGACUACAGGGGCUUUUUAAACAUGAUGCAUUUCAAAAGUGGACUCGAAUUAACUGAGUUGCAGAACAUGACAGUCCCCGAAGAUGAUAACAUCAGCAAUGACUCCAAUGACUUCACAGAAGUAGAAAAUGGUCAGAUAAAUAGCAAAUUUAUUUCUGAUCGUGAAAGUAGAAGAAGUCUCACAAACAGCCAUUUGGAAAAAAAGAAAUGUGAUGAAUAUAUUCCAGGAACAACCUCCUUAGGCAUGUCCGUUUUCAACCUGAGCAACGCCAUUAUGGGCAGUGGGAUUUUGGGACUCGCCUUUGCCCUGGCAAACACCGGAAUCCUACUUUUUCUGAUCCUUUUGUCUUCAGUGACACUGCUGUCUAUAUACUCAAUAAACCUUCUGCUGAUCUGCUCAAAGGAAACAGGCUGCAUGGUUUAUGAAAAGCUGGGAGAACAGGUCUUCGGCACCACGGGGAAGCUCGUCAUCUUCGGGGCCACCUCUCUACAGAACACCGGAGCAAUGCUGAGCUACCUCUUCAUAGUAAAAAAUGAACUGCCCUCUGCCCUGAAGUUUCUGAUGGGAAAGGAAGAAGCAUUUUCAGCCUGGUAUGUGGAUGGCCGUGUUCUCGUGGUGAUAGUUACUUUUGGCAUAAUUCUCCCUCUGUGUCUCUUGAAGAAUUUAGGGUAUCUUGGGUAUACUAGUGGAUUUUCCUUGAGCUGUAUGGUGUUUUUUCUAAUAGUGGUUAUCUACAAGAAAUUUCAAAUUCCCUGCAUUGUUUCAGAGCUAAAUUCAACAAGUGCUAAUGCAACAAAUGCUGACAUGUGUACGCCAAAAUAUGUUACCUUCAAUUCAAAGACUGUGUAUGCUCUACCAACCAUUGCGUUUGCAUUUGUCUGCCAUCCAUCAGUUCUGCCAAUUUACAGUGAGCUUAAAGAUCGAUCACAGAAAAAGAUGCAGAUGGUUUCAAAUAUCUCCUUUUUUGCCAUGUUUGUUAUGUACUUCCUGACUGCCAUUUUUGGCUACUUGACAUUCUAUGAAAAUGUGCAGUCAGACCUCCUUCACAAGUACCAGAGCAAAGACGACGUGCUCAUCCUGACGGUGCGGCUGGCUGUCAUUGUCGCAGUCAUCCUCACAGUACCGGUGUUGUUUUUCACGGUUCGCUCAUCUUUGUUCGAGCUGACUAAGAAAACAAAGUUCAAUCUGUGUCGUCAUAUCGUUGUCACCCUCAUCCUCUUGGUUAUUAUCAACCUGCUGGUGAUCUUCAUUCCCACCAUGAAGGACAUCUUCGGGGUCGUCGGUGUUACAUCUGCUAAUAUGCUUAUUUUCAUUCUUCCUUCAUCUCUUUAUCUAAAAAUCACAAACCAGGAUGGAGAUAAAGGAACUCAAAGAAUUUGGGCUGCCCUUUUCCUGGCCCUGGGGGUGCUGUUCUCCCUGAUCAGCAUCCCCUUGGUCAUCUACGACUGGGCCUGCUCAUCGAGUGGUGGCGAGGGCCACUGAGACCGGCCGAGGAAAGGAAACAGUCCCAUCUGCUGCUCAGCGCAGUCACCAUGCAUCUGCCACCCUCAUCACUUCUUUCGCAAGUUUACAGAAGCAAACAGAAAUCUAUGGGAUACUUAAAGUGGAAUAACACUUUGGUAGCAAAACAGAACUGUUUCUAUUAUGGUUUGUGUCCCUCCAAGAUUUGGGAUAAAUUUAAGGAUCGUGGAUUUUUUUUUCCAAAUUUCAUGCAAUCAUAUUUCCUAGUACUUUCCACAAUCAGUUAUUUUUCAGUUUCCUAACUCAAUCUUUUGUGAUGCUGUGAUCUGUUAGAACUUUAAAACCAUGAUCACCAAUCAUGUUUAUUUAUUAGAGAUCCAGGUCUGAAAUAAUUUUCUCACUGAUGUUCAGGUCAUACUAUCUGUACCUUUUUAGAAAAGAAAAUAACUUUGAAUUGUAUAUAUUUAUUUUGCUUUACAGAAAAAAAUGGUUUCAUAAAUAAUUUGCCUAUUAACAUAGCACACAGGGAAAAUCAUGUAAGAGUCACAGGGCGUGUGCUGUGGCUGGGGCAGAACCCACCGGGCAUUUGAAGUGGCCGUGAUCACCCGGCCGCUGACCCCGGCAGUCCGGUGGCCUCACAGGUCCAACGUCGUGCCCCACACAGAGACUCAGAGAUCUUCUCUGGUGAAGUGUUCUCAGCAGGGGGUGGGGCUGGGGGCGGAAGUGACUCUUUCCUUGGUCAAUGUAUCGAACUACACAUCUGGGUAAUCUAGCAAAUGAUGUUUUUUCCCCCUUGGUGACUUGUGUCAAAAUUACUCUGAUCUGAGUUGGUUUCUACUGGAGGAGCCCCAGGUAAUAAGUGGGGGAGCAGAGGCACCACGAGAAGGUUGUCGGAAAGGCCUGAGCAGAGACUCCUCUGCUGCGGCUCGCCUCCAGCCCUGCACCCUACAUGCACUGUUGGGGAGGGAACACAUUUUCUUGAAUUACAGGUUCAGCAGCUUUUGUUCAUGUCCACCAGCUCUUUGCACAGAGAAUAACGUGUAUCUAGCCAAGGGAGAUCCUAGGAUAAGUAAUUCCUGUUUUAUAUUGGGUACUUUAGGGGGGGGGUCUUUAAAAGACUUAUUUUAUAUCUAUAAAUUUAGGUUAUUUCAAAUAUAAGAUUUUUAUAUCUUAACUAAGCCUCAUUCCUACUUCUCCAUUAACAGUCCAUCCAGAGUCGUGAAGAAAGAGACCCCUCAGAGACAGUCUCUGAGGGGAACUUGUGACUGAAUCACUGAGGACCUUCCUUCCCCCAGAUGAGGGCCUUGCUGUCUGUGUGUCUGUGCUGCUUGUUUUUGCUCCCAUCCGCGCAGUGCCCCACACCCCCCACACAGGAGGACAGAGCUGCCUCUCACUCUUACCCCAGCCCUUGUCCUUAAGGUGGAGGAAGGAAGCUGCACAGGGACAGGGGAAGGAGAGCGUGCGGGACAAGGUGGCUCUGAGAGCAGUGGGGAACAGAAGCCCAAAACCGCAUCGCCCCUGAGCUGGGCUGUAGCCUGUGAUUGGAUUGUCCAGAUCACACGGUAAGAAAUGUCUGUGCUCCGUGAGCUGGUCUCUCGAAACAGGCCUCGAGUUUCAGUCUAUAUAUUCUGGUUGAAUUUCUCAGACACCGACGUUCACCGAGCACAGAUUUCUUACCCUGAGAUAAGUAGAAUCUCACUGCAGACUCUGGGCAGGGUUUCCAGGCCCCAGGCUCUGGCUUCUGUUCCCCCCUCACUCAAAUCCCCAGAAACCCCCACACGCACGGGGAGAGCAUGGAACUGUCCCCUCCCCUUUACAGACCCGUGCUCCCGGGAAAAGGCAGGCGCCUCCCCAUGAUCCCCCUGGGGGAGGAGAAAGGUUGGUCCCUGCAUUUCUGGGUAGGGCCAUCAUGGCUUUUAAAGUACUUUCCCAGAAUGACAUCCACAUUAGGUCAGAGUUCAGAUAUUUAGACAUGAAUAACUACCUGUGAACGAAUACCUAACCCAGUAAAACGCUCUGUCCUUUUCAGCAGUGUCUUCCACAUUGCGGGGGGGCGGCGUGGAGAAACUGAGCAAAACAAGUCAGGCCAGCUGGCCCUUGGAGCUUGUCCAGAGCACCGAGUGGUGUAGUAGCCAGAGAGUGGGAUGAACCUCCAUUAAAAAUACAUAAUUUAGUUUCCAAGCUAUAUUAUUCUACCUUUUCUUUUCCUCACUAAUUUAUAACAAUGUAUUUUACACUCCCAAAGUCAAUUUAGAGAUUUAUCAUUAACUCUUGGGGGAAGAAGGCUGUGUGGUGAUAUUUUUGGAUCUCUGGAUUCUAUGUGUUAGUACAGGGAAUAAUUAUUUAAAAUAUAUUUAUUUAGAGGAGAUACAUUGUUGAUGCCUGUGAUGCCACAGGUUUUUAAAAACAUUCUUUAUAUGUUUAUCUAAGUUUGUUAUUGACUGAAUAUAAUAGUCCCUGCUGUAACCUGUCAAACAUCACUGAUUGACGACAUUACUUGUGUCAGAUUAGCUGUAAGUCUACUGCUCUUACUCUUCUUGUUCAGAGUAGCAAACUGGUAGCCAAAAAUACAUGUAUCACAGAAGUUAGGUAGAACUUAAACAAUAUAGUCAAGUACUAUAGAGGUUUUUCUGCUAAAUUAGUAGACUACAGAACAUUUUACCUGAGCCACUGGGAGCCGCACAUUUUCCUUUGGUAGACAGGUCUCAACGCCAGAGAACGGUGCCAGCUCCAGGCUUGGGGUUUAGAGCUGUUCUCUCGUCAUUGCAGCACGGAGUGCUAGGAAGCUCUCAUUUCCUCAACGUUACCUGGUAGAAGUGGGGGCAGUCGAGUGCACACAGAGAAGAAACCCAGGCUUGUUCAGCAGAGGCAGUCCCCAGCUGACAAACUGAUUGUAUUGCAAAACACUGUCAGUUGAUUAUUUGCAACCUGGACUGUAACUGGUGUACAUGGUGGUUAGGCCCCCAGAACAGCUAGAAAAGAUUAUUCAGCCCAUAGUUUAGCCGAAAUUGGAUAAUGUAACAAGAUUGUUGAAGAACCUAACCACUAAAUAUUCUUUCUAGGGGUAGUUGUUCAGAGUGCCAAGGAUGCAUCAUUCCUGUUGUUAGCAGCAUCUGGAGUGCCCACCGCAGCCACCCACGCCUGCUGGAUGGGGGGCGCAGGGUCACCACCAGUCAGAGGUGACCAGAGUGGCCUGAAGCAGGGUCUCCGGCAAAGGAGGGGAAGGAUGAGUCGGUGCGGCCCGAGAACCUAGCGGUAGGAGGAGGUGAAGGAGGAUGAGGGGCCUCUGUGAGCUGUAAACCUCCAGGGGCCUUCCUCAGCUGAUACCUUCUUUUCUCUGGGGUCUCAGGCUUGGCCUGCCUGCUUCUAUUUUUAGGGCCUUUUGCUGCCAUAGUUCAUUUUCCCCGUGCACUGGACACACAAAAAGGAUGUUGCUGCAGAGCCUCUGCCAUCUGCCAGUCAUUGGACCCAGCAUACAGCACCUCUAGUGGUUCAGGGCUAACAACUCGUCGUUUCACUGCCCGGUAAUCAGACGGGGUGAAACAGCUCCCUACCCACUUUCUUCUUUUUACAUUUGCACACCCAGUAGAGAAAGGCACAUGUGGGUGAUGGCUGCGGGGUUUGGGGUGGACAGAGGAUGGUGGUAGGAUUCCAUGGUGUUUCAGAGGACCCCACAGUUACCCCAGAGCUGACUUUUCUCUGGACUCAAGCCUCUAAGCCAAUGGUUCUCAAAGUGUGGCCCCCAGACCAGCAGUAGUAGCAGCAACAGGUGGGAAUGCAAAUUCUCAGGCCCUACCCCCGACCUAGUGAAAUCAGGCUGGGGGGCUGGAGGAGUGACCGGACUGGUGUUUUAACACGCCCCUCUGGUGGUCCUGAUGCAUAUUAAGUUCGAGGGCCACCCUGAGCCAGUUAGUCUUAUUGUUCUCCCCAGAGGUUGGUUCACAGGACUCGUGGGAUGAGGAAUGGGGGCCUGGACUUGGGGAGGGAGGGAGCGCCUCAGUAGCGGAGCCUCCACCCCCUUCCCACUGGAAAGGCUGAUGCAGGUUCUGAAUGGUAAGCAGAGGUUGUCUGCACUCUGGUAUAACUUUGGGUUGAGGCACAGUACGUUCACAUUUUUUAGACCUAGGAAGAAGGUGAGGUGUUAACUGUUUUCUGAUUUGGGUUUUUUUUUAAAAGGGGCAUUAAAAGAAUAUACCCUAUGUCAGUGAAGCCUUAGAGGAAAUGCUGGAUUCAUGUCAGGAGUAAGUUCUGCAGAAUGUUUGAGUUUGUGGUGCAGUGAGUGAUGCUGUCUUCUUUUUAAAGUAAAUUCCCUAAGAAAAGGUCUGCUCUGAAUGAGGAGCUACAAACUGCUUGGAAAGCAAUGCAGAGCUCAGUCCCAUUUUGGUGCAUCCGAAUGCUGGGCAGCACAGUGGGGUGGGGAGGGGGUCGGCGAUAUGACCAGAUAUUUGCUGUUAUGUCUUAGAGCAAAAGCCAUCAGUUUCCCUCAGUUUAUCCAUGUAAAUGGCUUGAGGCUUAGACAGGGCAUUAGUCUCAAGGAUGUAACGCCUCCGUUCCAGUGCACAGUAAACUUCCAGCCACGUUCAAAACAAGGAGGGUGCGGACUACAGCAUGUAGCAGUGCUAAUUAAUGAAUUACUUCCUUAGGGAUGGCAGACAGAGAAUCCUUUAGCAGCAGAGCAUACUUCCUCCAAAAUGCCGUGAAUUAUUGGUGAUAUAAGGCUAUGAGGUACAAAAUGGGGGUGGGGUGGCUAACAACUGAAAAAAAUCACCAAAUCUAAAAAAAGUUCUUGGAAAAUGUAUAAAAUUCAUAAGGGUUAGGCAUUUCCCUUUUGGGUUUUCUCAGAGGAAGGUCUGUGAAGCCGGGCUCAUCGGUAUACAGGCUUGAAUUUUUGUUUUUAAAAGGAAGUAUCUAUGCAGCUGAGGCUUAUUGUAGGAAAUACUUCAUUUGUAUGUAAAUACACUGUAAAUAAAUAGGAGGCUGUAUAUUUUUGCAGUUGUUGAUCCACAUUGAAAUAGAAGUCUCUUCUGCAUAUGAAGAGUAAAAGUUUUCAUAGAUAUUAGUGGUUUCAUUUGGGAAUUAGAAAAUUUUACAUUCUCUCCCAGGUAACAUAGUUCUCUCAAUGUAAACUUGGAACCUAAAAGUCUUACUUAAUUGUUUAGAAAGAGAAAUGUCUGAGAAAUAGUUGUACUGAUUUCUUAUACUGAUAGUAAGAUCAAUUAUUUAAAAGGUAGUCCUCUGAGCUACAACUAAGGAAUAUUUAGACCCAAAUUAUUAUCAUAUAGAAAUAGAUGACCUAAAACAACAACUGGUUUCUUCAUCAUGCUCUUCUACUGUUGACACCAACACUACUACACAGUAUUUAUAAAAACAGAAGUUGGGGAGGAGAAUGUUAUUUUUUCAAAAUUGAAUUGCUGCAUUUCCCAAACUUUGGCAUUUUUGAAAGGGAGUAGAAUCUGAACAUUCACUAGGAGCACAAAUUUGAAAGAGGAGAAAAACACAUUAUUUUAUUGAGCUUUUGAAAGCUGUGCAUGUUUGCCUUUUACCUUCAGUGUUGACGCCAACAUAGACUGUCCUAAGUAAUUUUUUCCCAAAGCCCUUGAGUCUUCGUCGCCGGUGUGCGGUCCGUUCCCUGGCGUCCGCUGUGUGUGUGUGUCAGACGUCACCGAAGUCCCGUGCGUGUAGGCACGCCGCUGUCUUAUUCAUGUAAGAACCUCGUGAAUGAAUUUUAGAGGAAUAACUUAAGUGAGUCACAAGUCACAAAACCUUGUUAAUCAAAUAGAAGUUUUGGUUUUUCCCCCCAGGAUGUGGUGUAAAUAAAGAAAUGUAAGACAUUCUGUUCUAUAACUGCUCUAUUAACAUAGUUUUUAAACAUUAAAAUCAUGAACUCAAAC
Messenger RNA from Phyllostomus discolor (pale spear-nosed bat), 8256 nucleotides. It is a transcript of the gene SLC38A1, whose product is annotated as solute carrier family 38 member 1. Gene Ontology annotation, molecular function: L-glutamine transmembrane transporter activity. Gene Ontology annotation, biological process: L-glutamine transport; amino acid transmembrane transport. Bases 926 to 2386 code for a protein of 486 amino acids. Lineage: Eukaryota; Metazoa; Chordata; Mammalia; Chiroptera; Phyllostomidae. The transcript is spliced from 17 exons. The record is from RefSeq and is a predicted model, not a curated record.